Vanessa tameamea is the source of this 1767-nucleotide messenger RNA. Its product is annotated as zinc finger protein ZFP2-like. The record is from RefSeq and is a predicted model, not a curated record. The transcript has 5 exons. Gene Ontology annotation, biological process: regulation of transcription by RNA polymerase II. Lineage: Eukaryota; Metazoa; Arthropoda; Insecta; Lepidoptera; Nymphalidae. Gene Ontology annotation, molecular function: DNA-binding transcription factor activity, RNA polymerase II-specific; sequence-specific DNA binding; zinc ion binding. The coding region runs from base 40 to 1722 and encodes 560 amino acids. Gene Ontology annotation, cellular component: nucleus.
UAAAAUGUCAUUUUGCAAUAAUAUUCAAAUUAAUUCACAAUGUUUAAAAUGAGCACAAAUACUCGAAAAGGUCCCAUAUUCGAUCCCGGUGUGUGUAGAUGUUGUGGUGCUAUUAAAAAGUGUCGCCUUUUGAAUGUGGAAUACGAAUGGCAAGGACGAAAAGAGAUAUAUUCGGAUAUGUUUGUAGAUUGUUUUGGUUUGCUGCUAUCACACUUGGACGGAGAAGCCGAGGAACAUUUAAUAUGCGCGACGUGUGUGUCUCGGCUGCGGGAGGCGAGUUGCUUUCGCCAGCAAGUUCUUCAGUGUGAAGAAAAGUUGUUGAGAACGAAAAUUCACGAUGAAGGUGAUCCGAACGAUGUUAAAAUUGAAACAAGUGUCAAAGAAGAGAUCAACAUUAACCUUGAACUUGAUUAUCCAGAUGAUACAGACCAUAUCGAUAUCGAUACUGAAGAAAUGAAAGUCGAACCAGUGAACAAACACAAGAGGAAACUGAGGCAGAAGUUGAAGUCUAAUAAAAAACGGAAAGAGGAGAAAAAAGAAGACGAACUGACGAAAGAAAUGCUGUACAAUGCUCAGAGGCUUAACGAUAAGUUGAAAGAAAUGCAAGAUUUGGAAUUGCCAGAUAAGUCCACACAAUCACAUAAACUGAACGGUUACAAGACGAACGAAAAUGCAAAAUCGUUCCACAAUAUAGUGACAAUCGUUGAGAACUCGUACGCUUGCCCGUUCGACACAUCGUUCAGUGAUUACUUCUGCGUUUAUUGCCGACAAGUCUUCACCGAUCCCAACAAACUGCGAGAACAUUCUAUGACUCACGAUCCUACUACUUUCAAAGAUGUCUUGUCCAAUAGUUCUAGUAACAAAAAAGUCCAAAUCGAUACUUUUAGAAUAGACUGUCGUAACUGCUCUGAGAACAUACAACACUUAGAACAGUUCAAAGAACACAUAACCAAUUGCCAUGCGAAGCUAUACUACUCCGACUCCAAUGAAUUCUUGAAGUUCCGACUCACAUCCGGUUCGUUGAGUUGCACGGAAUGCGGUGCUAGUUUUAGUUUUUUCCACGCUUUAAAGAAACAUAUGGCCGAACAUUUCGGUACUUGCAUAUGUGAUAUAUGCGGUGCCCAUUAUUUCGAAGAGAGAAUGCUGAUCCUGCACCAGAAAACCCAUCAGCGAGUGGAGGAGAGCUUCGCUUGCAAAGAAUGCGGGAAAUCCUUCAAGUCGAAAUACACGAGAUAUAUUCACAUCGCGCGUACACACAAGAAGGAGGCAGCUUACCAGUGCAAUAAAUGUGAUGAAUUAUUUUUUUCCUACACGUUAAGGUAUCGUCACAUGAUAGAAAUUCAUGGGGAAGAGAGGACGUUUCAGUGCGAACAGUGUGACAGGGCAUAUGAUAGCAGGAAAUCUCUCCGCGAACACAAUAGAAGAUUUCACUUGAAGAUACUAAAACACCAAUGCGACUUGUGUGACAAACGUUUCUACCUACCAUCGAGGCUGAAGGAACACAUGGCGAGUCAUACAGGGGAAAGGAACUUCCGUUGCGAAUACUGUGGAAAGAGUUACCCAAGGUUAAGGGGUUUGAAGGUUCACAUGCAAUCUCACAGCAGCGAGAAGAAAUAUAAAUGUGCUUUGUGUAAUGCGUCGUUCACGCAAAACGUUAAUUUGAAGAAUCACAUCAAAAGACAGCAUCAGGCCAUGGACUUAGAAGAAAAUUAUCACGAGUAGGGAAUAUAUUUGUGUUUUUUUAACGAGAGAAUUUUGUCCUGUUUG